Messenger RNA from Pogona vitticeps (central bearded dragon), 1693 nucleotides. The record is from RefSeq and is a predicted model, not a curated record. Lineage: Eukaryota; Metazoa; Chordata; Lepidosauria; Squamata; Agamidae.
AUGAAAGUUAUAAGAAAAGACAAAAAGAUCCAGUGGAUGAACAGAUGUAAAGAGACCCUGGAAAAGCUGCAGACUACUUUAAAGAAAAGUUGGUGUAGUAUCCAGAGAGGUCAUCGUAGCCAGAGAGGUCGUGUCCAGAGAUGUCACCGUGUCCAGAGAAAUCAUGUUGCGAGAGGUCCAGAGUUCCAGAGUGGCGUCAACAUCAUCACUGUGGCAGGAUUCGAACCAGGAGCCCUGCUGAACCAGGUGGACAACAAGGAAGGCCGAGCAGAAGAGGCAAAGAGCACAACAUAUAGAAAUGUGCAGAAUGGAAUUACCUUCUAUUUGGCCUCAAGCCUGAGGCCAAAUGGAAGGACAACGUUGUCCAGCGGAGUUGUUUCAAGGGUCAGGGGCUUAGUACAUGCCCCACCAAAAGAACAAAAUAUCGACCACUCCACAGCCCACUGUGAGGAAUUUGCACAACACUUUGCAGAUAAAGUUGCUCGGAUCUGCUCUGCCUUGGAUGCUGUAAUUGAUAUAGACCCAGUGGAUAUAACUUUGGCCCUGGCUUGUCCUCUUUUAAUGGAUGAUGUGGACAGUAUAGAGAAUACACCCAGGUCCACCUGUGUGGAGAGCUGCCACCCUGGAGAGAGCAUGUCUGUCCAAAUGGGGAAGCAGGUGUGCUGUUAUGAUUGCGUUGCAUGCCCUAACGGGAGGAUUUCGAUCCAGAUGGAUGCAAGAGAAUGCCAGGAAUGCCCCAAGGACCAGUAUCCAAACAAGAAUCAAGACAGUUGUAUUCCCAAAGCCCUAAGCUACCUCUCUUAUGAGGAACCCUUGGGCUCAGUACUGACUAGCUUGGCCCUCUUCCUUUCUAUCACCACCAUCAUGGUGAUGGGGACUUUCGUUCAGUACCGCCACACUCCCAUGGUCAAAGCCAACAACUGGAGCAUCACCUGUGCCCUCCUCUCCUCUCUCCUCCUCUGCUUCCUCUGUUCCUUCUUCUUCAUUGGACGGCCUGGAACUCUCACCUGCCUCCUGAGACAAAUGGUGUUUGGCAUCGUCUUCUGUGUGUCUGUUGCUUGUGUCUUAGCCAAAACCAUCACUGUGAUAGUAGCCUUCAUGGCCACAAAGCCUGGAAAAAAGAUCAGAAGAUGGGUUGGGAAGCGGCUGGCAGGGGCUGUCAUCAUGGUGUCUUCUCUUAUCCAGGCUGGUAUUUGUGUGGUCUGGUUGAUUACUUCUCCCCCCUUCCCAGAGUUUGACAUGCAUUCUGAGACCGAAACAAUCUUAGUUCAAUGCAAUGAAGGUUCAGAUCUCAUGUUCUAUCUUGUCCUGGGCUACAUGGGUUUGUUGGCCAUCCUCAGUUUCUUGGUAGCUUUCUUUGCCCGCAAGUUGCCAGAUACUUUUAAUGAAGCCAAAUUAAUCACUUUCAGCAUGUUGAUGUUUUGCACUGUUUGGGUGUCUUUUCUCCCAGCCUACCUGAGUACUAAAGGAAAAUACAUGGUAGCCGUGGAGGUCUUCUCCAUCUUGGCUUCCAGUGGUGGCUUGCUGGGUUGUAUCUUCCUUCCCAAAUGUUAUGUUCUUAUUCUCAUGCCUGACCUGAACAACAAGAAGCAAAUAGUAGGGAAAAAUAUGAGAUACAGGUGAGAGAGAAAUCACAUCAUCUUCAAUGACUUCUUUGGAAAAUUUACACAGACAAAAGAAGUAAAUUCAUCUG